UGCUAAACAUUAAAUGAAGGGAUUUCCCAGAACUACAGCAGCAGGUAGAGAAACUGGGAUCAGCAGAUGGAUCGACUCGGUUUUAUACAAAUCUUAAUUAUCAAAGCACAAAAAAAUCAAUAUUUUCUCUGUUCUCUUCACAUAAGUGGCUUUAAAGCGUAUUAACUGCAGUGUUUUUAGACUGAAACUAUCCGUUUUAGCAAUCAUGUCCCAGUUAUUGGUAUAUUCUUUAUUCAUCCUAGACAUGAUUCCAGAAAAUGCUUUAGAGGAGAUGACGAAGAACAUGGACCCAAACCUGGUGAUCGUUGAGGCCAAGGAGGGAGUUCAGAUGAAGCUCUCUCAGUUUCCUGCCCUCGAGCUGGACAAGUUUCUGGAAGACGUGAGGAACGGGAUCUAUCCUCUGACUGCUUUUGGGAUUUCCCGUCCACAGCAGCCUCAGCAGGAAGCUGUGAAGCUGCCCGUCGUCCCCCCCUCCGUCAAAACGCCAACACCUGAACCUGCGGAGCUCGAGACCAGGAAGGUCCUUCAGAUGCAGUGUAACAUCGAGCCCGUUGACGAGGGAACAAAACACCACCUGACGUUGUUGUUGAAGCUGGAGGAUAAACUGAACAGACACCUGAGCUGUGAUUUGUUACCAAAUGAGAACGUUCAGGCUCUGGCUGUGGAGCUCGUUCAGCUGGGAUUCAUCAGCGAGGGCGAUCAGCCGCGACUCGCAUCCGUUCUCGAAGAGGCCUUCUCCAAGUUCUACAGCCGGAACGGAUCUCUGAACCCGGUGACGGUCUCCUCGUAGUGGAGGACUCUCUCAGCACUCCUCAUCCUCCACAGCGGGACUAGUUUGUUUUUUCUUUUGCUCCACGUCUUGAGUCGCAGGAAAGCUUCACGAGGACAGAGGAGGAAGCCUCGGUCUGAUCGCAGAUCCUGUCGCUUCUUCUCGUAUCUUCUGGUGGGAAAAGUUGCCACUAAGUGGUUGCUGCUCCGCCGCUCAUCCAACACAGCCAUCUGCUUUUCUUUUAAGAGGGAAUUCUAGUAGAAACUUAAUGAAAAACACACAAGUUUUGCCUAUUUUCUUAUUUCUGUCGCUUCUUAAGUGGUGAAGAAGUGAGCAAAAAGCAGAAAACUCAAGUGUUUUCUUUAAGACAGUGUUAAAAUUGUAUUUUAAAACAUUUUUACUUGUUUGAUAGUUUGGUCUGUUUGUCGUCCCGACGUAAUGAAGUGUGCUGCGUUACGGCGGCGUGAGGUCUCCGGUUUUCAGAAGCCUUCUUGAAAAGCAUUAAACUAGCGAGGAAAUGGA
This is a messenger RNA of Austrofundulus limnaeus, 1291 nucleotides long. RefSeq names its product nuclear receptor-binding protein. The transcript is spliced from 7 exons. The record is from RefSeq and is a predicted model, not a curated record. NCBI's taxonomy places the organism in Eukaryota, Metazoa, Chordata, Actinopteri, Cyprinodontiformes, Rivulidae. The coding region runs from base 206 to 790 and encodes 194 amino acids.